Messenger RNA from Fonsecaea multimorphosa CBS 102226, 765 nucleotides. RefSeq lists its product as uncharacterized. The record is from RefSeq and is a predicted model, not a curated record. The coding region runs from base 1 to 765 and encodes 254 amino acids. NCBI's taxonomy places the organism in Eukaryota, Fungi, Ascomycota, Eurotiomycetes, Chaetothyriales, Herpotrichiellaceae. The transcript has a single exon.
AUGGUCAAGCGAUCACGCGAGUCAUCGGUCCUGUCCUCCAGCAGCGACACCGCCAGUUCUGUGGCCGAGGAAUCUCAAUCUCCUCGUCCUGCAAAACUCAGUGCUGUAGCCACAGUCGCCGACCUGCCAGCCAAACCUGUCAUGCAGUGCUCUCUGCCGCCUCACCGGGAAACCCUGGACUUUGCUUCUAUCGAAGAUUUCGAGGUGCAUUAUGCCAAAGACCAUUCCAAUCGUUGUACCUCAUGCGGUAAAAACUUCCCCACUGCUCACUUCCUAGCUUUGCACAUCGACGAGAACCACAAUACCUUUCGCGAGGCUCUACAAGCCAAAGGUGAGAAGACAUAUGCUUGCUUUGUCGAGGACUGUGACAGAAAGUGUUCGACUCCGCAGAAACGACGUCUCCAUCUGAUUGACAAACACCUGUUCCCCAAGAUCUACAACUUUCGCAUUGUGGAUACUGGCAUUGACAAGUCGACCUCCAUGCUCCAUGAAAGUCGCCGCAGGAGAGUGUCAACCACUACCGAUCAAGCCACCUCCAGCAGCAGCCAUCGACGACAGCACUCCAGAACGGAUAACAAGAAAUGUUCCGCCGUCGUCGCACCGGGAAAGGGCAAAGAUCAGGAGAGAAAAGGAGGCCCAAAUCUUGACUUCAACAAGAAUGUCUCGGAUGCAGCCAUCAAUGAGCUCGAAUCAUCUCUGUCCGCCUUACGAUUUGUGCCACCCAGUGUUGCCAAUAGGCAGAAAAACAAGCAACACAAUGUGUGA